GGUAUCCAACAAGCAGAAGCUUUGUUCAUGCCCCCCUCCUUUUUUUUGCAUUUUAAAAAUUGUCGUGAAAAAAUACAUAGCAUAAAGCAUAAGCCUCUGAAAAGAAUAGAGUAUGGCAGCUGAAAGCUGGGGAAGCAAAGCCGAGAUGUUCCUGAUUGAGGGGCUUGUGCCAAAGCUGGACUCUGAGGAGGUGAAAGGGAAGAUGCUUGAGGAUGUGAUCUCCUCCAUAUGGAACUUCCUCAGCUAUGUGGCCCUGCUGCAAGUCACAUCUUUUAGCCUAAAGAAAUUGGAAAGCAUGUGAAGAUGGGCAUCACAUGUGAAUGCAUGAUAUGAGGAGCCCAGUUACAAUUUCUACUCCUAUCUGCAAAUGAAUAGGCCCAGAAAGAUGUGAGGGACUCUUUGA
Leopardus geoffroyi (Geoffroy's cat) is the source of this 403-nucleotide messenger RNA. Its product is annotated as mitochondrial import receptor subunit TOM5 homolog. Gene Ontology annotation, cellular component: mitochondrial outer membrane translocase complex. The transcript has a single exon. The record is from RefSeq and is a predicted model, not a curated record. NCBI's taxonomy places the organism in Eukaryota, Metazoa, Chordata, Mammalia, Carnivora, Felidae. Bases 113 to 301 code for a protein of 62 amino acids.